Porites evermanni is the source of this 5550-nucleotide messenger RNA. NCBI's taxonomy places the organism in Eukaryota, Metazoa, Cnidaria, Anthozoa, Scleractinia, Poritidae. The record is from the annotation of a GenBank genome assembly.
AUGUCAUCCUUCCAGACAAAUGAACCUGAUCAUAGAAACUCCCUAGAAAUAGUGGAUGCUGGCAUACUGUUCACUGGGACAGAUAUAACACUAAUAUACAACCCUACAACAGGAGGUGAGUUAGUCCUGAUUUAUGGAUUUGCAGCCAAAAGGUAUCAGCAUUACUAAAAAUUUCCGUAAUCUUUUUUAGCGUUUCGCGUAGAAGGUGGAAGGAUAAAUUGCAUGACAACACAUGCCAUUCUUACUGUCGAGUCAAACAACAGGAGCCAUAGUUUCUCGAGUACUGAGCAAGGUACAAAAUAUGUAUAGUUUGUUCAUAAAGUCAUUUAACAAGCUUGAAACACUCCAACUAACAAGAAAUCCACACAGGUUUUAUGCCAGCCAGAAUACCAUCCUGACUCAAAGAGCUCUAAGAUAGUUGGCUAUUAAACAAAUCUACCUCUCAUACCGUCAAAAAUGCCAACGAUUGCAGAGUACCAGUGAUACACAGAGGCAUGGUCUUCAACUUUUCAUAAUGACAUUAUCACAGGCCAGACUAAUCUUAGGCUGAUCAAACAAUCUCUAUUCCAGCAAUCUAAAAAGACUUUAGAGCUUGGUUUUGCAAUAACUUAUUUGUCAAAUUUGUUACUCCUGCAUAGUUUUCCAGGUGCGUAGAGGAGCAAUCACUCACGUAGACACAAUCACUGAAAUAACAGCAGUGUCUAACGAAGGUUACACUUAUACCAUCACCCGUGGAAGAGACGGAGGUAAAUACACGAAAGUUUCAACUAUCGCCACCUUGAACAUUAAUACAAAGUUAGCAUUCAGAGAUGUUCGGGAAAGCUAUUGAAUAUUUUUCAUUGCAGACUACACGGCCAAAUCGUGGUGGACUUGGCUAAGCCGCCGACGUUAAGGAAAUUUUGACAAUCGAGGUAAGAAAUCGAAAGUAGAGAACUCAAUACAAAAGUCAUGAAGCUGCUUUAACAUUUAACACAUUGACAAACACUAAAAGCGAAAAGCACCCCAGUUCCACAGCUCAAAUCUUUAAUGACUUCAUUACUUUACAAUAGUUUGCCAACGGCAAUGUAAUUAAGCGCUGUUUUAUCCUGACUUCCCUUCAAAGUGCGUAACAUAACUAGCACAAGCUACUUCUUAUUCUCAUUCUGCUUAUUCUUGACAGAAAUCGACGCAAAUCAAGCAACACCUUCGCUUACGACCAGCGUUUGAACUGCUCGCUUAGACGCCAGUUAAAAUAGUUCAAGUAGUCGUUUAUACAUCAUCAUCAGUGUCGGCAAUAAAGUUACGUUUACCUCGCAACCUUGUGCUUGUAUUUGAGUAUAAAGUGAAAAACAAUAACUUAUUGAAAGAGCGAAAGCACUUUAGAAAAGAAAAAAAUGAUCAAGAUCGUUUUUCUCCUAGUUUUAACUCCGCCUACGGAAUUCCGUGAAACACUGCAUGCGUGACAAAUUAAACAAUUUCCACUUAGCUACUUUUCUGCGUUUAACAGUCAACUAGUAAGCCAAGAAUUCAGAAAGGGCAAUAAGCUCUUUCAUUUCAACUUAGCAAAGCAAUAAGCAAAAUGUCAGAUUUUACGACCGACGAACCUCCGAACCACUAUAUAGAAAUAGUGGACGUAGGCACAUGGUUCAGAUCAACGCCGGACGUCACGAUAACAUUCAUGCCUAGAUCAGGUCAGUAUCUUUUAGAGUUACACUUACUGGCCAACGAGUUUCAAAUGUGCUUACAAUUUAGUUAAUCUUGUUUAGACUGCAAAGUGAAGAAUGGCGCCGGAACGAUAAUAGGUAUAAAAAGAACCAUAACCAUCGAAACCCGGAAUGGAAGUACCUUCAGGAUCACGCGCUAUGCGAAUGGAGGUAAAUACGAAUGGACAAUAGAGUAAUGAAGGCUAUUUAUCGGAAACUUGUUGUUUUGUUACUUAAAAACACGAAGUUACGAAAAAAAAUUUGUAAUUAUUUCUGACUGCUCACUUCACACCAAGGAACGCUCAAAUAUGAGUACGAAAACAAACCCCAAAUUUCUUACUUUUAAAUACUAAAACCAGUGGAGGAGACUACUAAUCUGAAGUUUUGAUACAAAUAGCUCAACGUGCUGAACACUCUUUUAUACCCAGACGUACAAAGAAAAACACUACUAAAAGCACUACUUAAUUGUAGGUCUCACACGUUUAGACUAGCGCUGUUUAGUAAACCAAUGGACCUAAAAUUUGAGCCCCAAGAUUCAAAGCAAGUUAAAGCUGUAGUAACCGCGAAAGGGUUAGGUCUAACUUUGCGAAAUAUUACCCCGGCAGAAGUAUGAUUAGGACGUUAAACAAGCUUCUUAAAGCAUUUUCUUCCAAACCUCCUGAUUAUGCAAUCUCGUUCAACGGCGUUUAUUUAUCACCUUGAACAUCAUCAACACAGUACAAGUUACACUGUGUAUGUAUAAACCGAUGCAAUACAUUGACAGAAAUCAGUGCUGAAGAUUUUUUUGUGGCUUACAGAGUACAAGGCGAAAUCUUGGUUCACAUGGGUAAACCGCCGUCAAUAAAAGAGGUAAGCUAAAAAUACAGCAAAAACACAAGAGCAAGAAGAAGUUGUGCGGAACUGUUUUCUUUAAUCUUUAUUCCUUAUUUUCUAAACACUUUUGCGAGAUUCACAUAUUCAUCUCCCUAUAAUCGGUAUUCUAAAAACUCCGUACUUAAACAGUGCUAAUGGAGUGUUGAUCUGGAUAAAUCCAGACCUUGCCAAACACUUUGCAAACUAAAAUGACAUUCAAACAAGUAAGCAGUACCACUGAGCACAACUAGGUAACGAUGUUAACAAGUUAAAUGCGCAAUCCUUAAAUACAUUCAAGGGAUGCAAGAGACAUGUGUUCGGCGAACAUAUUGCCCUGAAACGUGACCUGAGCGCCAUUCGGCUUUGAAAGGGCUUUGCGCAAGACUUAUUUUUAACAUUCCCACGCGUCGCGUUCGAUUGGGAAAUCGAAAUUUUGAAUUUUGCAAUCGAACGCGAAAUACGAAAACAAAUUUUAACCUCCGAGAAAGACAUCCGCACCCUGAAUAAGGAUUCUACUUAAGACGAGACAUACAAUGGAGCUAACAAGCGAAUUUCCUUUUUUUCCCAGACACCAAUAUACUUCGAUGAGGGGUUUUGAUUGACAAGACCACAGCGCAAACAAGCUCAUUGAGGCAAUGCAACUGAUAAGCGUGAUUGAGUGUUAUAAAUAGAUUAGGAGUUGUUGAAAUGGGACUAUUAAAAUAUCUCUAAUUUCAACCGAGAAUGUGUUUAUAUUGUAAAUGAUUUGGACCAAGACAAGUGGUAUAUGAGUAUAGUCGUAUGUUGGUGACAGUGAUGGACGUCUCGACAACCUGUGCCGUGCGAGCGAACAGGAGCUCAAAAGAUGGUUAACUUUACCCCGGGGAAUACUCAAAUUAUGAGCAAAGUUUUCUCUGCUAAGAAUAUGUAACUUCAGCUUACAAAUAUUGUCGAGCCUUUAAUUAAAAACCAGUUUUACUAACCACAAAAUGCUACUCCAACACAACUCACAGGAAAAAAAAGUAAUCAUGAGUUAAAAGUUAGAUUGCCCAGGUAGGCGCUAACAGGCUUUCGAAUCAUCAAAGGCGAUGUUAUUGGUCGUUUUUCCUAUUAAGCCGUAACAUUAUCGGCCUUGAAAACUCGAAACGUGAGUGGUGCGCUUUUAUUGUCCUUCCCAUAAGGCACUUCGAGCAUCAGCUGUGAUUCACCUCAAAAAUAUGUGCUGGUGUCAGCGACUCGACGCAAGCGUUCCGACAUCAGUGGACAUAGAGCACGAGAAAAGAUUAACGUUCCAAAAAAUAGCUACGAAAGAAACAACAUGUCAUUCUUUCCAACGCCGAGCCCAAAUAACCAAGAGGUUGUCGAUGUCACCACAUCUUACUACACAGGUCCGGAUUUCAUAUUGACUCGUUACCCCAGACCAUAUGAAGGUAAGAUCUAAUCCCCGUUUCGUUUUAAAGACAGGAUGCGCACAAACGCUUACUUUUAAUGUUGUCCUGUUUAGGAUUUGGUGUCAACAGAGGUCGAAUACUAAGCGUCGAAACUGUAACUACUAUAAGGGUCGAAGCCAGUAAUGGAGAAAUAUUCACCAUUACCCGGGACGAAAACGGAGGUAAGCAUGUAUACUGAAAAAUGAACCAGGCGGUUGCAAGUCAAAAGUUAACAAAUAUAGAAGAGCUAGGCUAGUUUUCUGCCAAUUUUUACUCUUGGCAAUAAAAAUCAAAACCAAAGUUAAGAACGAAGCAGGUUUUUGUUCUUCCCAAAUAAAAUUUGACGAACAUACCUAUUAUUCUCAUCGAAUGAUGCCCAAUUCAUGUGAUCCGCUACGAUCCUUAAAUUAAUCCUUUUUUGGUACAAAAAUAUCAAUUCAAUUCAGAAGAUGUGUCGGCGAUAUCCAGUAGAACCUUUUACAUAAGAACUAACUUCUUACAGAAAGUGUUAACUGUAACCUUUGCGUUCGAGAUAAUUGAUGUUUUUUCCCCUUUUAGGAUAUUGGACAAACCACAGCAGAACUCGAACAAGGCGCCGCUAAAAAGGUAAAAACCUACCAUCUUUGAACUGUUUUUUUUGGUAUUGUUUUUUACUUCCUUACGUUAUGACGUUUGAAGACAUGAAUCAAAGGCAUUUAUCCGACAGAAAUUGCAAAUGUAACAAAGUCAAAUUGCUUUAUAAACAUCACUGACAUACGUUCAGAGAAAGGACUACGUACUACUGGAUAACUCUCACAGAUUAAUGCACAGGAAUUUCUCCCGAGUGGCCUUAUAUCUCAGAAUAACCUCACAAUGGUCACACUUCAGGAUUUCAUCCACCUUGCACAGCAUUAUUAUUAUUAUUAACAGUGCCACAUGAAAGUUCUUCGCAGUAGCAAUGGCUAUACUUUAGAAAAUAAUCAUUAUUAGGGAAACAUGACUUGUGUAUCUGGUUACGAUGAUGCAAGUAAUGAUCCGGGUAAUGCGGAAAGCAAUUUUGAUUAUAAUGGUGUGCAAUACACUUUCCUCAUAGAGGAAUGUUUCCAUUUCUACACAGAGAAUGCAUUAAGCUACAGAAAGGCAGGUUACGAAAUGAAAUGCCCUUAAACUUCAUUUAGAAAGAGAGGUUCCUCGUGUUUAAAAAUUUCGACCAAUUAUAAGGCUUGCGAACAAUAGCCUAGAAAAGUUUACAAAUUCACAUUUUCCUCGCAUAGAAUUUUGCUGUUACUUAGACUCAGACGAGAUUUUGUCAUGAGAAAGUUGUUUGGAAAACUGAGGCUUAAUAUACAUGCUGCUUCACGAAGUUUUCUUAAAUUUUGCUCUUAAACAUAUCAGAAGUAAAGUACAGAAAAUAGUAACUUUAGCACUUUUUUGCAUUCCGACAUGUUCCUUGCCAUUGUUACUUAUUUAUAUGGAUAAUCACUUAAAUCAUUUUAUAUGGAUAAUCACUUAAAUCAACCUAAACUUCUGUUAUUUAUAUUUGGCGAGAGAAAAACUUUCUCUUUUGUGAUCUUAUUUCAGGAUGCCCAGGAGACUCCGAAACACUGGACCUUUGUAGACAAGACUGA